AUGGCGAAAGGCGGGAAGGGUGGGAAGAAGAAGGGCGGCUCGGCAAUUCCCAAGGCGGGGCAGGGGAAGAAGAGCGCGGAGGGGGGUGCGGCUGUGGACGAGUCGCGGCCGCCGUACAUGAAUGCUGACAUCAUCAUGCACUCGCUAGAGCUCAUCGACAGCUACUACCGGGCGACGGGGAAGCCGCUGUUUGACAAGCCGGUGGAGGUGGCGGAGGCGGCCAAGGAGCUGUGGAGCGCGCCCUUCCUCGUGCUCUCGCACGGCACCGAGGACGACCCCCUCUUCAACUAUGCCAACGAGAGUGGGUUGCGUGCGUUUGAGAGCACGUGGAGCGAGUUCACGGCACUGCCAUCGCGCUACUCCUCGCCCGACCCCGACUCGCCCUCACGCAAGGAGCUGCUGCAGCAGGCCGAGGAGAAGCCCAAGGAUCUGAAGGGGCUGGUGCGAGUGUCCACCAAGGGGACCAAGUUCGAGAUUGAUGACGGCGUCUUGUGGACGCUUGUGGCCACAGAUGGCGAGCGCUUUGGGCAGGCGGCAGUGAUUCGCGAGUGGCACCUGCUGGACCCCCCCAAGGACGACCAGGAGCAAGGUGCAGCCCCAGAUAGCAGCGCGGCAGCCACUGAGCCAGCAGCGGCCGGCAGUGGUGGCAGCAGUGCUGCACAAGGGAACACACAAGAGGAAUCGUGA
Molecule: messenger RNA, 687 nt
Organism: Closterium sp. Yama58-4
Lineage: Eukaryota; Viridiplantae; Streptophyta; Zygnematophyceae; Desmidiales; Closteriaceae
Source: the annotation of a GenBank genome assembly